CACAUGUCAAAUGGGUCCGAACAACCCGUCGCUUGCACCCUUAUCGAUCGUGCGCUGCAAAUGGCUGCACCUCGUCCUGUUAUCAUGGUUGAUUACUUCAAAAAGACCACGUUAUGAGCUGAGCAGAUUUCCCCACCAGUAAUCGCCAGCACCUCACCCGUAAUAAAUCGUCAGACUCUAAUCACCUCCAAGCCCUCUGUCGCAGCCAGGAAGGGCUAAGCAACAUAUCUGCCACUCCACUAUAAGACUGGCUAGCUGUGCUCAAUCCCCCCACUACGCCAUUCGGGUAUCCAACUCCAAAAUCGUCAUUACUCUUCACCUCUCCACGCCCACCGAGGGGACCCUUUCCUGACUGCACCGAGCCAUGGAGAAGUACAGCCAGUUCCGUGACCGCGGAUCUGGCAUAUCGCCUUUCAUCCCUACGACGACACCCACAUCGGCCAUCUACAACAUAUUUCGCGGGGUCAUCUUUGUCUUCCGCCUUCCGCUCUUCCUCACAUGCGUCGCCAUCUACUUCCUGCUUCUCGCCCAGCUGCCUCUCCCCCUCGCGGCUCGCAAGCUGCUGCUCUGGGGGCUGCUUGCCAUUCCCGGCGUGUGGUGGGUUGACCUCCAGCUCGACAACGUAAAACGUGGCUCCUUGUCGCAACAGCCGCCCUCACGCUUCCCGCAUCCCCGCUCCAUCAUCGCAUCUCAGUUCACGUCGCCUAUCGACCCCAUAUACCUCGCUGCGAUAUUCGACCCCAUCUUCACAAUCUCGUAUCCGGACACGCAAAAAGUGCAGCGCAUUAGUCUAUGGCGGGCAGUCAUGCUUGCCCUCCAAGGGCCUGUCCUUGCGCCUCCGACGCCCGCCGGACUGACAACACUGCGGGCUCUUGUCGAACAGAACCCUGAUCGAGUCAUCGCCGUGUUUCCCGAGAUGAGCACAACCAACGGGAAGGGCAUACUUCCGCUGUCCCCGUCACUGCUCUCAGCGCCAGCUGAUGCCAAGCUCUUCCCCAUCAGCCUGCGAUAUACGCCCCCUGACAUCACAACCCCAGUACCUGGCGCCUAUAUGGCAUUUCUGUGGAAUCUGCUCAGCCGGCCUACACAUUGUAUUCGAGUCAGGAUUGCCGAGGGCACGACCAACACGGCAGCUGCUGUCAAUGGACUGGUGAAUGGUGCUAUGGAGAAAGGCGUCGACGGAGAGUCAAGAGACCUGACUCCUGAGGAGAAGCGCGUCAUGGACCACGUUGGCGAGACGUUGGCCCGUCUCGCGAGGAAUAAGCGCGUGGGGCUCACCCUGCGCGACAAGGUCGCUUUCGUGGAUGCGUGGACGAAGAAGUCUCGGUGAGGCAAAAGAGAAAUUGACAAAGAAGGGACGGCUUGCCAGUAUGCUC
Molecule: messenger RNA, 1376 nt
Organism: Microdochium trichocladiopsis
Lineage: Eukaryota; Fungi; Ascomycota; Sordariomycetes; Xylariales; Microdochiaceae
Exons: 2
Coding region: 365-1330 (321 amino acids)
Source: RefSeq, a predicted model, not a curated record